AAACGAUUACCGAAAACACGUAGCAUCGACUUCGGCAUUAAAAUGGCCGACCUUACAGAUGGUUCCGUGACAGGGGCAUAUUCGGCUCUUUUUCACAAAGAAUAGGUGUUUGAGAAUAAAAGGAGACAUUGUUAACCCAAGGUACUAUCAAGAACCAUUUGCAGCCUGUGCAGAUAGAAGAAAAUACAAUAUUGAGUAAAGUGUAAUAAGCCUACUUAGAGGUUUGUCCAAGAUGAGUCAAACACAGCCGUGGCAGGUUCCCGGGUUUGACCCUGCUGCCAGCGGCAAGGUGCAGAUGUUCAACCCAGCCCAGUUUGACAAUAUUCAUCAACAGCCACCAUCACAACAACAUCAACAGCAGCCGCAGCAACAACAACAACACAAUGAAAACAACCAACAACAACAACAAUACCCAGCCACAGAUGGGUUUCAACUCAACCCCAAUGCAGCAAGCUUUAACAGCACUGGUUUUUCCCCCAUGGACCCUGCAAACAUGGCAGCCCCAUAUAUUAUGAAUGGGGGCUAUGAUAACAACUGGGGACAGCAGAGCUGGGGAACGGACUCCUGGAACCAGUGGAGCCAGCCAGCCGGGCAGUAUGGCUGGAAUGGUGGGGAUGGCAGUGGCUAUGGGGGAACCCAGGGGGAUUGGCAGAAUCUCGAACCAGGGGACGAGUGGGCCACCCAGGGGAAUGAGCAGUGGAAUACCCUGGGGAAUGAGGAAUGGAAUAGUAAUACCCAGGGGAAUGAAUGGAAUACCCAGGGGAAUGAGUGGAAUGCCCAUGGGAAUGAUGAGUGGAAUACCCAAGGAAAUGGUGGGUGGACACAGGAUCAGUCUCAGCAGGAUGGGGAACAACUGACCAACCACGUCCAGUCUGGUCAGUUUUACUCCAGUGACCAUGGGCAACAUGUAGAUGGACAUGUGCCACAGAACACUGGGCAGCAUGUUAAUCAGGAGGACACGGGGGAGCAGAAAGAACAACAGGAAGGUUACCAUAGCAACACUGAUUAUGAACAGUUUCCAAGUUUAAAUGUCGAUGGUAUUGAUCAGGUGCCUGAUCAUGACAAUUCGCAAUCUGUGAAAAAUAAAGAGGAAAUACCUGUUACGUCAGAUGUUUCUGGUGGUGAUCCAUCUGUCAACAAUCAGUACCUUGCACCAGGCGGACAGACUGGUUUGGUGAGGAAUUUAUCAAACAUAAGUGAUUCUAGUCUCGUGACAGUGAACUUCUCCCGUCAGAAUUCUGAGUAUGAGAGGGAUGAUAGAGAAAAGCUAAGGGAGCAAGUGGCCACUUUAUCCAUUCAGGAUACCCUAGGGGAGCACAGAGGUGAUCCUGCUGGUGCACAGGUCUUUAACCCUCAUGCUCACUUCAGUAACCCCGAUAUGCAAUCACACUCCCCCUUUGAUGACCUGGUUCAAGGGCAAGGUCAUCAGCAGGGUGAAGGUCAGGUCGGAGGUCAAAUGGAAGUGAAGGUUGCACCAGGUCACAGUACGGAGAGCUCUUUUAACAAGCCACUUUUUGUUGUGGGGGGUUCUGCUGACACCUCGGCUCACAACAGUGCCGCAGGGUCCCCUGCUCCUCCGGACGUUCACCCGGAACAGCAACAGCAGAAUGCUCAGGUACAUUCCCACCCUCAGCACAUCCAACAACAACCACCACCAGAGGGCAGUGGUGCACCAGUCCAAGACAGACCACCUUCAGACCACCAGCAGCAUGGAAGACCUCCAUCCUCUCAAUCUGUUCAUUCUAAUGCCAGUGCACAGAGUGGAGAUAGACUGCUCCACGGUCAUGGAGAGGCUGCCUCUAUUUCUACCACCACUGUCCUGGGGUAG
This is a messenger RNA of Lingula anatina, 1828 nucleotides long. RefSeq lists its product as uncharacterized. The record is from RefSeq and is a predicted model, not a curated record. NCBI's taxonomy places the organism in Eukaryota, Metazoa, Brachiopoda, Lingulata, Lingulida, Lingulidae. Gene Ontology annotation, cellular component: endoplasmic reticulum exit site; ER to Golgi transport vesicle membrane. Gene Ontology annotation, biological process: Golgi organization.